Messenger RNA from Pocillopora meandrina, 3148 nucleotides. Lineage: Eukaryota; Metazoa; Cnidaria; Anthozoa; Scleractinia; Pocilloporidae. The record is from the annotation of a GenBank genome assembly.
AUGCAGAAUUUGAGCAUUCCAAUCAAAGGAUGCAAAAAUAUCGAAGACAUGAAGGAGAGGAUUCUCGCUCAUCUAAGCUCUCGAAAAGAUAACCGCUUGGCCUGCAAUGAGGUAAGACUGCCAGGGAAAUAAUUCAGUAUUACUAAAUGAACGUGUAUUUAGGGUUUCUUUGUUAUGAUUUAGACAUUUCCGGCAACAUGUUAUAGCUAAAGCGUCGUUGUAAGCUUAUUUUAGUCGAUAGAAAAUGUCUCGGUAGGCUAACAGUCAUAUCUAUCAUCUUUCCACUUUAUAUUUGCUCCUUAUCUCAUUAUUGCAUUAUUGCAUUAUUGCAUUGCACAGCCUGGCUGGUUCCAUGUCAUGGGCUGGGGAUACAUUGCUAUUUUAACAAACUUUUACUUGGCGGCAAGUAUCCUUCGACUCGAAAGCGAGUCGAUGAAUGUUCACACUAAACUUAUUAUCGUCACAUCACUGUAGCUGAACGUGCCAUCGUAAAGCGAAUGGCUCAGAAUCUAUAAGUCUCUCAUAAAUCAUCUAUGGUUACUUUAUAGGACUUCUUGUAGUAACAGAUUUUUACUUUUCUUACGCAAUUAAAGCUAAUGCAAAGAUUUCAUAGAAACAGAAACUUGAUCCUUAAAUUCAGUUCUAUAAUUUCAUGUCUGUUCGGUUACCAAUCAGUGCAUCAAUCGACUCAACAUAAUACAGCAGAACGGCUACGGAUCGCCCGCUCGCAAGUUUGUACAAUAUGUGUUAAUUCUGAGCUUUAUCGAGUUAUUGUCUCAAACUAGCUUCGAACUUUCUACUCAGAAACACCCAAAGACCAUUUUUCUCUUUAUUGUUUUUAUUUCGUGUCAUGACUCAAUGGUUCGGCCGCUUGCCAUUGUCUUGCUGCCAAAGUAGUCGGGCUUCUGCCUCUAAGAACUUGCUUGACGCUUUUAAACUCACUGUCACAAGUAACCGAGCGUUUGUGACCUUCCUCUGUUAGUUAUCAGUCGAAAGCAGUUACAAUUACACGAAAGCUAUCCAGCUCGCCUUGCGAAAAAUAUGAUUAACUGUGCUAAUAUCACGAGAGUAUCAUGUGGCAAAGGAUCUCAUAGUAAUUUGGCUGACAAUUCACCGUUAGGCUCAGCUUUAUAUUUUGUUCCGAUCAGUGAAUUCAUUACAGCAGGCAGACAGCCAGGCCUCAAACACAAAAUGCAGUAUUUACCUCAGUCCUUUCAAACUCAAAAUUCAUUUGUAAUUCAUCUGACUCACGGUGUCUACCAUUUGUUUCUUGCAAGGUUAGUUGAGAAUUAAGCUAACAAUAAGCCCUAUUUGACAUUUUUCUCACUUUCUUUCCCCUUUCUACUUGAAAACGGCUUUACCGAUAUAUCCAGAAAAAAGAAAAUAGGUGGCUUUGAUGAAAUGUAAUGACAUUCGGCGGAACUAAGCUGUAAGUGGCAGUGACAGGAAAUGAAAAUAAGCUUAAAUAAUUUCCCCCUGGUACGAACAAACUCUUUCGUUGUAGUGAAUGUAAGGUCUGACAAUAGUAAUUUGUGCAUCUCAGCUCUCGAACUGUCAAUCUCAUUCAAAAAAGGUGAGUUCUUGUAAAUGAAUGUUCAAGCAUCUCGUUAACGUUUUUAUACUCUAAAUUAUGCGUGCAUAGUUAGUGUAUGUGGUGAACUGUACUCAAUCUUUAACCGAAGGUCGGCGCAGCUGCAUUUGGUCGGAGAAUACGUUCCUAUUUUCCCUGUGGCGUUUUUGGGUUUUUCGUAGCAGGCGGGUGCUCGUCUGCCUUCUUCAAUUGUUGUAAACUAUGCUUGGAUCGCCCUUGAUGUACACAGCUACUUACUUGAGCUUAUUUUGUGCACUACACGGACAACAGUAUACACUCCGUUCGACCUGCACACCAAUAUAUUUGUCGUUUUUCAGUUGUGAAUAGGAAUAAGGAACGUAACUAAUACCCUGCCAACUUAAACUCGGCGCUGCAAUAACAAGCCAAAAACCACCUUCCUUCAAUUGGGUGUAAAUUGCCCAGCGAUAAUAUUAGCUUUUUUCUCUUCUAGCCUAAAUGUAACAAUUAGUCUAAAUGUACUCAUUUGCUUAUUUAACCCAUUUAAUAUUUACACAUGUUUCAGGCCUUUAAGGUGAUUUCAGAGGCACAAUCAAUGGACAAGAAAAAAUCAUUAGCCCUUCUUGAUUAUUACGCUAAGGUGGAAAGGGAAAUACAGGGUCUUGACGCUACCUUCCUUGAUUUGCUGAAAACAAGCGAGGGCGACUUCCUUUCUAAGAUCAAAACAAGAAUAAAGAGAAUGCAAGACAGAGAUUAUGUUCUUCUCAUCGCAGGUGAAUAUCUUGAAUAUAAUACCUUACCCAAACCACUGAGGUGCUUUGAUAAGUCAUGAUCAUGCUAAGCACAAAGAAAGCCGGUCUAGCAGUGACAAAGAGGAGUAUCAAAAAUCUACUUGGCUAGGAAGUUUCCCAAUAAAUUCAUGAAUAACCGUCAACUGGGGUCUAUCGAAUUCUUAAGCCGGAGAGUUUACUUUAUUUGGCGACUUGUGAGGCUUUGACCUUUGAAACCGGAAAGGUUACGUCACUGCUCGUUCUUCCUGUUGCGGGAGCUAAAUCUAUUGCUGACAACAUCAAAGAAGCAAAAAAGAAGAGUGCAUACAAUAAAAAUCUCGCAGAGUACGUACGAAUCAUGUCACAAAAGAUUCUAGCGAAAGCUGCAGCCUUCGAGGCGCUAAAACCAUUGGUCGAAGCGCAAUUAGAGCUAGCAGUAAACACCCUGAAUGACCUGCAAGCGAGAAUCCCUAUGCUUGUUGAAUCCGAUGUAAGACUUUGUCAGCAACUGAUAGAGGAGGCGCAAAGCAAGAGGGAUUCUGAAGCUCGCUACAAGCCCUGUAGAGACAAAUGCGAGCGUUUGCGCGUUGAGCUCACGUUGUUUGGUUCUAUGGAAAUCCGGUUCAUGAGGCUCUCCUGGGAUGACCUUUCUUGGGAUGUCAGCGAGGAUGUUUACUUGAAGCGACCAAUAGAACCUGGGCUCUACCAUGGACACAUUUCAAAGGGAAGGUGCUCAUUAAGUGGCCAAGUAACUUUUAAAGUGUACAGAGAACUGCUGACCAGCAGCAAUAUUAUUGAGUGCUUGGCAGAAGAAGGAAUCUUGAGGUAC